UGGCCCGGGUCCUCCGGCUCUCGGCCCUGUGUGCAGCUGGCACGCGCGUGUCUCCGCGUGUCUGCGCGUGUGUGUCCGUGCGUGAGAGUGAGAUGAAGCGGAGUCCUACGCCUGGGUGUUUCCUUCCAAGUGAUUUUGAUCAGCAAUCCGUUAGGGGAUCAUGAAAAAAAAAUCUGGCUAAAAGGAUGAAAACUGAGUAAGUACACAGAACUUUGAACUUGAAACGGAAUGAGACCAAACGCAAGCAAAGCCCUGACAGUAACCACAUACAGCCAAACUGCUAGACCCCCUCCCCACUUUUUUUUAUGUUAAAAGCCGUGAAUGCUAGCAGCAAAGUGGCAAUUUAAAACUGAACGAAAGGAGGCAGUUCUGCAACUUAAAAGGCUGGGAGCGGGAUGGCUUUAAAACCAGAGGGAAAAUGAGAAACUGCUAGGACAACCUGGCCGGCGCCCAGCUGUGCAACAGGCACUUCGUGUUACAUCGACUGCGUCUUCUGCUGGUUUCUGCCUCCAGACCCGCUUUACUGUGCUUUCUUUUUGCCCCAAAAGACGAGACAAGCUGAACUCCUGACUUUAAGAAUGUUGUGGAAGUAAGACAUUACCGGAAGGAACUCUUGGCAGCUGGGGAUGCAUUCGGAUGAUUUCUUACAACUAUUUUUAUUUUGACAUCUUUAAAAAAAAAAAUCUGGCCAGUCACUUCUUACUGUCCUUCAUUUAAGGGCUAUUAACCACCUCUGACCGCUGGGUCCUAUGAAUCUUUGGCAUGAACCUUCAGAAAGUUCUCAAGUGGAGAUGGAGCGAACUUAAUUGGAAUUCUGUAAAAAGAAGACAGAUGUGUGCUUUUUUCACACUGACAACGUGGCCAGGGGCCAAGUGAACCUGGACUGGUCAUGGUCUGUCGACCCGGGUUCCUUUGUCGCCGGCGAUUUUGCCCCCGACCUUUCCUGGUGGGUUUGGUGGUGGCAAUCUGUCUCUUUUACCAGACCCUGACACUCCGAGGGACUAAGAAGGUUGCAGCGGGCGUCUCUGGCACUGUCCCACACACACCCUCUCAAACUCGGGCUAGCAGAUGUGAGAAAGGAUACCCGCAGGACAAACCUUGCUUCCUUCUCUCUGCGAGUCCCCAGGAAACCAGGAAGAUUGAAGAAUCGAUUGAGAGACACUUCGGCAGUCACAGCAGAAGGGCCAUCCUCCACAGACCUCCUUCCUAUGGCAGAGCAGAGCUUCAGACACACCAGCACCUUCUUGCUCAGCAUGGAUACAGCGUUGUCACUGUGGAAGAAAGGCUUGGUGGUGGUCUAGGUCCGGAGCUGCUGGACCAAGGUGGUUUGAACUCCUGGGAUCUGUUCAUUUGCCUGCCUUCUAGGGAAGCUGAUGGGAAACCGUGCAUACCCAGGGAGCACAUGUGUCGACUAAGCCUACAUCAAAGGGUAAAUGUGUUGCCAGAACUGCAGCCUCAGCUUUGCAGAAAAGAAGGCUUGUGUGAAAUAGCCAGAAGAUUUCCAGAAUUGCGACUUCCAGUGAGUUCCUCUGUGUGCCUGGAUUGGGGGACACAGUCACGGCUGAGGGUUUCCAGUCAUCUCUCAAAAGCAGAGAAGCCACGCAUAUGGAAACCUCGGGACUGGCAACGCAAACAGUUGAAUCUGACUACAGUCGUUGCCCCGCAUGAAACAGUCUUUAGAGCAGAAGAGCUAUCUGUGAUUCUUAAGGCUUAUGUGCUGGUGACCUCCUUAAGGCCUUUGCGGGCCUUCAUUCAUUCAACGGGCACGGUAUGGAGCCCACCAAAGAAGAAACGCUUCACUGUCAAGCUGCAGAUGUUUUUUGAGACAUUCCUGAGGACCAGUUCACCUCUGCAAGCACUGGAGAGCAUGAAGGAAGCCAUUAGCAAGCUCCUGUUGGUAGCGGAGGUGUUGAGUGACACAUCUACUCUGGGACCAAAGACCUUAAAUAGAUGUCUACAGUGUUUUCAGCUUUUAACCUUUGAUGUUGGUUAUGGAGAUUCAGGAUAUCCUGCGGUGCUCCAGGUACAUGAACAUUUACAUUUUCACGAUGAUGAGAAUUUCAGCGCGGAGGACCAAAAUGCGGAAAAAAUUCUUUUAAGGGAUACUUUCGACUUCCUCUUCUCCAAUGCGUCUUCACUGUCCAUGGUUUCUGAGAUGUUGCGGAGGUCUGACAGAGCAGGCGCAUUGGACGGAAACUAUCAAAAGGAAUUAAAUCAGUGCCUGUCAUUAGAGGAAAUCCACUCAAUUAGGACUUUUGUAAAGGAACUUGGGAGUCUGGGACAAUUCCAACUGCUCUUCCCGUCCAGUGUUCCUGGGAUUCGGUCUCUGAUGGGUGAAUUUUAUGAUAUGGCAACUCCUGGUUCAGUCCCGUCCCAGUACUGGUCACUUUUAAAUGUAUUUGAACAAUUUGGGCUCAUGAAUAAAAAGGCACAGCUACAUCCACUGGAAUGGAAUUCUCCAACAAAAAAUGAGACCAUUGAGAAACCACAUAGGUCACUGGAAGGAAUCCAAAGUGAAAAAGAUGCAGUUCCUCGAGUUUUGUACGAAAGUAAAGAUAUGCGUUGCAGUGAUGAAGAAGAUGCACUCUGCCAUAUCAAGAAGAUUGUCACCCACCCCCAUUUAGAAUUCAGUCCUGAGUUUAAUCCGAAGAUCAAAGAUUAUUACUGUGAAGUGCCAUUCGAUGUGCUAACCGUGAGGAUCGGAGCAGAGACUUCAAAGUGUCAGUGCAAAGUGCACCUGCAGGAGCAGGCAGGGCCAAGCUUUGCCAACUAUCCUCUUGGAUUAGGAAUGAACAGAAUCUCUGUGCUUGUGGUGGACGAGUCUCAAGCAGGGGGUGACGCCCUAACCACGUAUAAACUCACCAUCUAUAGAGAAGACCGCCCGAGUCUGCCCUUCUUCGAGGACUUCACAGCGUGCGGCUUUGUACAAGAUUGUGACUUACUGAUUCACCCAGAAGAAACCUGUGGGUUGCAGCCUAUUUCUGCAGACUACAUCGAAGCCAUUUCCCAGCCUGAAAUAGACAGUUGCCUAUCUGGGGACACUAAAGGCCAGUGGAUUGUGCCUUGCCUUACUUGUUCAGACAACAGGACCUGUGACUGGAGAGAAAUAACCUGGCAACCACACAACUGCCAACACGAUAUCCUAACCAAGCCAGAACUUCAGCAGUGCCUGCAAGGAAGGAAGAUUCUUUUCAUAGGAGAUUCCACCAACAGAGGGAUGAUGUACUAUCUAAUUGAGAGACUGAAUGAAACACUUCAGGAGUGGCAGAAACUGCAUGGCACAAAACUCUACCCCAGUGUCAAUGGUGGAAAGACUCCGAUCAGUUACUCCUACUAUCCCCAGUUCUGGAUAAGCCCUUCAUUAAGACCAGCAUUUGAGAAAGCACUUGAACAUCUCUUGCAAAGAUCACAGCCCCUAGAGAAUACUGACCAGACGGUAUUGGUUGUUGGUGGUGUCCAGUGGCUUAAUUCCAAUCACCUGCAAAUUAUUCACAAGGUUUUAAAGAGGGAAAAUUUGCUGAAUAUCCUAGUGAUCAUCAAGACGUUGGGGAUUGGAUUUCACCUGCCGGUGGAUGGGGUGCACUUUUUAACACGGGGUGAAGUACGGAACUUAUAUAAAGAAAAUCUGAGCAUUCUGGAAGCUGCCAAAAAAUAUGGCUAUGAAGUGGUAGACACAUUCACUAUCACAAUGGGACGGCACAAAGAAUUUCUGCAGGGCAAUUGUGGAUGCCAUUUUCAUGAGGUAGUGAAAUCAAAGUUAUCCAGACAGCACCAUGUUAUCAAGAUGAAAAGAUCCAAGAACCAUAUUGUGGGGAAAUACUUCAGUAGUCAAAGCAAACUAAAACAACUCAAUUCUGUCCCAAAUCUUCAUUCACCGUAUCAUGUCAGAGGCCCGAUAAAUCAGGUUUGUGCUGAGAUCCUGCUCAGCAGAAUGUGUGCGAGUCAGAGGUCUGCUCAGGCUCCUUGAAGGAGAGUCGAUUGCGCAGGCUCCCUGGAGGAGAGCCGAAUUCACCAUUGGAGAUGAACCUUUCACCUCAACCCGAGAACCAAAAGUGCCUCCCACGUACUUUGCAAUGACUGUAUAUUCACCAGCACAAGCGUGCACAGCAAAGCACACAGCUCCCAAAAGCACAAUGACACAUUUUUCUCAUGACCGUACACACUCACAAGUGCCGUUGAGUUUCUGUUAGUUUCAGGUCGGAGCACAGAGCUAUACGGCGAUCACUUGAACUGUGAUCACAAAGUACGACCCCGUGGACCAGAUAAUGGACUGCAACGAUAAACAGAAAUACAGAAAUACAACAGCAUGGGGAUAGGGCGAUGCUGGUUCUGUGCUCUCCUCUCCAAAGGUUCACUAAUGUAAAAAUGUUGAAGAAGCAAAUACAUUCCGCAUAUAAGGAAGGAUAGCACUUAAGUUCUCUACCGGGAGAGAAGUGGAGUACUUACUUACGGUGGUUUGAACUUUGUGGAUCCAAUGCUUAUGAAAAACAUUUCUUCUUAUGCUUUUAAAAUGGUACAAUGGAAGGGAAAGGACAGGAGUGGAAUUCAAAAGAGCAAUGUUAUAUUCAACUCCGAGUUCCUGUGUGUUCCACAAAGAGCAUCCCCCCCCCAACUGUCUGUGAGCUUAGAUGGGGAGCACAGUCUAAAUGGAUGAUAUGCAUAAUUUUAAAGUGUGGGACAAAGUAAAGUUCCCUGUUUGUCACUUUGUAUAUUUGUGGAUGCUGUUACUAAGGUAGCUUUCACUUACCCCUAUAGACCUGUUUAAUUUCAGACGACAGUUACAUUUCAGAUAUUGUGCAAAGAACUGCAGAUUCUCAAAUGUAAAAGCAUGAAGCAUUACUAUGUGACUAGUUCCGGUAUUAUUCUGUGAACAAAUGUGUUUAAUUCAAAUUAGAAUAGGCAUACAAGGGUUUUUUUUUUUUAUAUAUAUAAACUUGUGAUAUAAGAAUGAAACGUACCUAAUUCCAGCAUUGAAAACUUUCUCUUCUGUCUUUUUAGAUGCAAGAUGAUAAAUUUCCUUAUUGUACAAAUUCGUUGUUGUGAGAUAACAUCUUACUGCCGUGGUGGGUUUUAAAGGAUGAUUUGGGCAUAAGGAAAGGAAGCUGAGAGGGCUAACUCAGUGUGUAGUGGAGAUUACUAAAUAUACAAAUACCUCAAGUUCAUUGCCAUAAAAAAUGAAACUAUUUUGACCUAUUGACCCAUCAUUUAGAAUGAAUACCCACCUCCUUCAAAUGCUCUAUUUUUGUAUACAUAUAUAUUUUAUUAGAACAUAAACAUGAAUUUAUAUUUAACUGUUUAAAAUUAUAUUUAAAUACAAAUAUCACUUGAUAUAAACAUUAUAUGCAUUUAGAAAUGGACUUUUUGAACGAUGGUACUGAAUUAACUUAAAAAUGAAAUAUUUUUCCUAUUUACACCUAUAUACAAACACUGUUUUUUAGAUUUUCAGUUAUUUUUACCCUCAUAUAACAUGUUAGCAGUUGAUGCCGCUGCUCCAUCAAAUGUCAGUGUACUGAGUAUUCACCCACAUUGUCCAGUUAGCGCUAGGCCUUUUGUAACUCACUCUCCUGAUAACUGUGGACAUCCUCCGACUCGAGUCAGUCGGGCAUUUUCCUGUUCACCAUUAAAAUAAUACUAGAUUUUGGAAACCACUGUAAUGUAUUAUCAAUAAAUGUCU
Molecule: messenger RNA, 5674 nt
Organism: Mus pahari (shrew mouse)
Lineage: Eukaryota; Metazoa; Chordata; Mammalia; Rodentia; Muridae
Gene: Cped1
Product: cadherin like and PC-esterase domain containing 1
Exons: 22
Coding region: 890-3967 (1025 amino acids)
Source: RefSeq, a predicted model, not a curated record